Molecule: messenger RNA, 1060 nt
Organism: Homarus americanus (American lobster)
Lineage: Eukaryota; Metazoa; Arthropoda; Malacostraca; Decapoda; Nephropidae
Product: activator of basal transcription 1-like
Exons: 3
Coding region: 114-929 (271 amino acids)
Biological process (GO): small-subunit processome assembly; endonucleolytic cleavage to generate mature 5'-end of SSU-rRNA from (SSU-rRNA, 5.8S rRNA, LSU-rRNA); endonucleolytic cleavage in 5'-ETS of tricistronic rRNA transcript (SSU-rRNA, 5.8S rRNA, LSU-rRNA)
Cellular component (GO): nucleolus
Molecular function (GO): RNA binding
Source: RefSeq, a predicted model, not a curated record
UAUGACCGUCCCACCUAGUGCUGCCCGGAGGACCAUGUGAUCCAGACAACAGUGUGAAGUGUUAUGUUUAAUAAGUAGACGUCCGUAAUAUAUCAUAAUUUUCUAACAACAAGAUGGAGGAACAAAAUGUGCCGCCAAGUCACAGUGAAGGAAGCCCCUUUGAAAAAUCAGUUAAAAAAAGAAAACCCGGGAUAGUCUACCUGUCUACCAUUCCCCCAAACAUGAACGUGACGAAGAUUAGAGAAUAUUUUGGCAAAUUUGGCGAGCUGGACCGUGUAUUCCUUCAAGCUGCAGAGAACGAUAGAUUAAAAGGAAACAAAGGCAAAGUAAAGAAGUUUAAGAAGAGACUACACUUCACAGAAGGCUGGAUAGAGUUUAAAAGUAAAAGAAAAGCUAAGCAGAUGCAUCUUUAUCUUAAUAACCAACCUGUGGGUGGAAAGAAAAGUAAUUCAUAUUACGACAUGCUGUGGAACAUCAAAUAUCUUCCUAGGUUUAAGUGGGCCUACCUCAAACAGCGGUUGGAGUAUGAGCGUGAAGUGUAUCGUCAGAGAAUGGGUGCAGAGAUCUCCCAGGUGCGACGUGAAACUGAUCACUUCAUCAAAGCAUCUGAAAUCAGUGAGAAGAAAAAGAAGAAAGAAGCAAAAGCAAAGAAGCAGAAGGAAAACAUUGGAAACAAGCAAGAUGAUGACAUAAAGAGCCAAAACACAGGUACCACAGGAAGUGGAAAUAUGUUUGUUUUUAAACAAAAGGAAACUGAAGAUGUAAUGAUAAGCAAGAAAGAGGAAAGGAAGAAAAAGAAUGACAAAUUUAAGACUAUGAUUGCCGAAAAAAAGAAAAAGAGACGAGAAAUGAAGAACAAGAAAAGAGAAAUGAUGAAGAAACCAGAGGAAGACUUCUUAAGUUCAGUGUUUGUAGGAUCUACCAAGUAAAUGUGACUAAAAAAAAUUAUUGUCUUUCUUUCCUAGAAUUAAUAAUUUUGAAUUUUGCUUUUCUGUUCUUGAAGCAUUGAUCUGUAUCUUAAACAGAUUCUUCAAAUGCUAUAAUGAAAUGCACUCUACCA